Oikopleura dioica is the source of this 624-nucleotide messenger RNA. NCBI's taxonomy places the organism in Eukaryota, Metazoa, Chordata, Appendicularia, Copelata, Oikopleuridae. The record is from the annotation of a GenBank genome assembly.
AUGGCAUCAAGAAAGAAGGUUUUAUUAAAAGUGAUUAUUUUGGGCGAUUCUGGCGUUGGAAAGACAUCGCUGAUGAACCAGUAUGUCAAUAAGAGAUUCUCUUCACAAUAUAAGGCUACGAUCGGAGCUGAUUUCUUGACGAAAGAAGUGCUCGUUGACGAUCGAAUGGUCACUCUUCAGAUUUGGGACACUGCCGGACAAGAAAGAUUCCAGUCGCUCGGUGUAGCAUUCUACCGUGGAGCAGACUGCUGCGUCCUGGUUUACGACACGACCGCUCCAAACACUUUCAAAUCCCUCGAGUCUUGGAGAGACGAGUUCCUUAUUCAGGCCUCUCCUCGCGACCCAGACAACUUCCCGUUCGUCGUUAUUGGAAACAAAAUCGAUCUUGAAAAUCGAGCCGUCACUCCGAAACGAGCACAAGCUUGGUGUGCUGCCAAAAACGAUUUGCCGCAUUUCGAGUGCUCCGCCAAAGAAGCCACGAAAGUCGACGAAGCAUUCGUGACGAUCGCCCGGGCCGCUCUGCAACAAGAAGCGGACACAGAACUUUACAAAGAAGUGCCCGAGCGCGUAGAUCUCCGACGAAACGACGCUGCGAGGAGCAACUCUGGCGAUUGCGCAUGCUAA